This is a messenger RNA of Puccinia triticina, 2409 nucleotides long. RefSeq lists its product as uncharacterized. Bases 1 to 2409 code for a protein of 802 amino acids. NCBI's taxonomy places the organism in Eukaryota, Fungi, Basidiomycota, Pucciniomycetes, Pucciniales, Pucciniaceae. Gene Ontology annotation, cellular component: mating projection tip. The record is from RefSeq and is a predicted model, not a curated record. Gene Ontology annotation, biological process: conjugation with cellular fusion. The transcript is spliced from 3 exons. Gene Ontology annotation, molecular function: protein binding; phosphatidylinositol binding.
AUGAGGCGCAGUUAUUGUCACAGUGCAAAGGGUUCUAGAUCCAACCUCCAGGCUGCUAUCAAGUCCCCUCCAUCGCGGUCUUCUUCCCAGACCCCCACCCGAAUCCCCCUCCAAGCGGCGCUCAAGGCCAUCCAGUCCCACCAGCCUCACCGUCCGAUCGAACUCGCCUUCCAGAUCGGAGAAAUCUUUCAAGUCAAAGGAGAAUCGGUUGAGUCAGACGGCUCGGUCUGGCUGGAUGUGAUGAGCCCAGUCAGCGGCUUGAGAGGCAUCGUUCCCCUCCACAAGUUCCGAAUAAUCAGUCUCCCAAACCAAUCCGCCCAUGACCACCAACCCAGCCAACCCCAGCUCCACCAACAGCUCCAUCCCCCCACUCACCCUUCAUCUGACGACAAGUUCCUUCACUCCCGCUCACUCCAGCGGAUCCGCAAACGUCUUUCCAGCCACUCCACUAGCAACAACCAACCCUUGAAAUCGCCCCCGGCAGCUGCCGGGGAGAAAGCUCCUGGGAGUGGCACCCAACCGGAAGCCUUCCCAUUCCCGCCGGUUGAUCUCUACCAGCCUCCUUCCGAGCCGCCUGAAUCUCCUGUCGGCGCAACUCGACCCAGGAAUCGCCGAUCCAUAACCGUGGGGUCUACCAAGCCCCCAAAUCCUUCGGGAUCCAGUUCAAAUCCACGAAAGCGUUUCCUCUCUCAGUCUGCUCAAGCAAAUAAUGUGCCCCCAUCCGCGCAGAAGUCGCCCGUUGAGCCAAACUCUCCAGCGCAGUCGAAGCCGGCUCAGCUCCUAUAUGGUGUUGUCAAGCACGCUUUCCAAUCGGAAUCGGAAUAUGAACUAAAUGCCCAGGCUGGAGAGCCAAUCAUUAUUAACGCAUAUAGUGACCUUGGAUGGUUUGUUUGUAAACCAAUCAGUAGGCUAGGCGGUCAUGGUUUACUCCCAGUCAGUCACGUACAAAUAUGCGAUAUGAGUACAGGAAUGGAGCUCUCACCUGCCAACCUCGAUCAAUUCGCCCGUUCCUCUGGCUUGCCGCGUGUGAAUGAGUGGGAAGAGGCCACUGCCGCCUACCUCUGCCGCAGGAUCCCACUCGGUUCAUUCGAGACCCCCGUCGUGCCGUCACCACCAUCAUCAGACGCCCUGCCUACUGUGACUCUAUCGGAGCCGCCUAAGCCACUCUAUGCCGAAUGCCCACCAACCGUGCCAUCCGCGAAGAAAGUCAUGGCUUCCUCUGAGCUUGUUCGCGAAUGGCAACGUCGACAAAUGGAAGACACUCUGUUGAUUCAGCCGCCUAGUCCACCCAGACAGUCCAUGUACGCCUCUGCCGCUCGAUGUUGCGCCGGGCAGGGCACCUUUAUCAUGGGGACCGCCGAGUCCUUGACUGAAUGUGAGGGACAAUUCUGGUUUACCCUCAAGGUGAUGCUUGUCUUCCCGAACGAAACGGCACACUCGACGAAAACUCUGACAAUACACAGAUCCUAUGAAGACCUUGUCAAGUUUGACCGGUCUUUACAAUCACAUCUGAGGAUCACAUCGAAAAAUGAUGCCGAAGAGCUUCAGAUGCCCUGGUUAAUGGAGCAUGUCUCAGGGAACAUGGUUGACCAACAAUUUUGUUCUUAUCAGGUGGAUGAACUGACUGGCUACCUAUACCAGUUGUCUCGAGCAUCCGUCGAGAUCCGGAAGCUCAGAGAGGUUUACGACUUUCUAGGCCCGCGGCAGGGUGACUUGGAGCUGGAGGAAGAGAUGGGUGCGACAAUGGGUCAGGUAAACGAGGAUGCGAUCAUUCAGUAUCUAGAUGAAAUGGCGCUCUCGUCGGCCAAGAAUGACCUUAAUGAUAAUCUGGCCAAAUCGAGCCCGACCGCUUCGCAAUCAACCUUCGCCGAUCGAACCACUGUUUCAUCAGUAUACGAUAGCUUCAAUUUCCAUCGUCAUCACUCAGACCCGUCUUUAGAUUACAUACCAUCCAGUCCAUCAUCACACCCUUCAACAAAAUUGAAGGCCUGUACCUCUACUUCGCUCACCAAGACUCCGGUGAAAAGCUACUACAACUCGGACGGCCAAUUCACCAAGAUGAAAAUUUGUGAUCUUCAUUCGAACGAUGUCAUCGCCAUCAAGGUUCCGAGCACCGUUGGUUUGGAUGAGCUGACUGAGAAGAUUCAUAACCGGUUCAACGAGACGUCUUCAUCAACAGGAUGCAGCGCCGGCGACGAUUUCUUCGGCGAUCGCUCCGUGCAUUUGAAGUACCUCAACGGCAAUUUGCUCGAUCAGAGUUGCAUAGACUUCGACGAUUGCGAGUCUUUGCUUGAUGGGGGCGACGCUGUCCCGCCUCACUUGGGUCCAGGAACAUUUGUACGAAUCACAAAUGAUGCUCAAUUACGCAAAUGGAUCGACACCAAAAACAAGUUGGUGCUGUACAUCUAA